Messenger RNA from Cladocopium goreaui, 1755 nucleotides. Lineage: Eukaryota; Dinophyceae; Suessiales; Symbiodiniaceae. The record is from the annotation of a GenBank genome assembly.
CUCGGCGCGGGGGUCUGGGAGUCUGGGCCUUGCAUUUCUCCACCGGGGCGCUGCGCUGGGAACCCAGUGAUCCCAGCGGCCGCGGCCAUGUCCGGCGUGGAUGAUUGCGAUACCAAGUCAGUGGCUUCGACCACCUCCAAGACCUCCAAAGCCUCGAAGUAUUCCGUGCGGAGUUUUAUGUCCAAGGCCUCAUCUGUUUCUGCAUCUGUGAAAAGAGGUCUCAGCUCCUUCGCUCCCAGCAUGCGGAAGACCACCGCCUCAGUGGCCGCCAUGGUGGAUUUGGGCCCUGGCGAUGUGUGCGAAACCUCAUCCUUAGUGACCAUCCGAAAAGAGGAGAGCCUGGAUAGCAACCUGGUGUGCGAAGUGGCUCCCGGCCAGACCUUGGACGUCAUCGAGGUGGGACAAGGGCGCAGAAUCAAGGUGAGGAACGCCCAAGGCGUGGAAGGUUGGAUCAGUUCCAAGACGAAACUCAACGAACCCUUGGUCAUCAAGAGAAAGAAAGAGUUGGAACAGGCCAUGGAGGGCUGGGAAACGAACGUUCAACACGAGGUGAAAUCCAUGGUCACCGUGAGGACGGGAGAAGCCUUGGACAGUGACUACAUUGGUGAAUUGAAAGCAGGAGCCAUUAUCACCAUCAAGGAAUUGGGUGUUCAGAACAAGCGAAGAGCCCUUGUGGAUUCAGGUAUGGUCGUUGGAUGGAUUAGCUUGGUGACAAAGACCGGGGAGCAUUUGGUGGGCAAAGUCACCGGGGCAAGCAAGCCAGCAACAAUGUGGGGAAGCAACAAAGUCAAGGAGAUGUUGGAAAUCUGUCGUUGUGGAGAGUUGCAUGUCCUGAAGAAGAUGAUUGAGCCUGGCACUGGCAUCAUGUCCAAGUUUAGCCAGCGGCCCAAUCUGAAUGCCAGCGACGUCCGCGGGAAAACCGCUUUGAUUUAUGCUUCGAGCUACGGGCAUCGCGAGGUGGUGGAGUAUUUACUGAGCAAGUCCAAGGAUAUUGAGGUGAAUGCAGUGGACGAUACCGAUAAGACCGCCCUGCAUCAUGCAGCACGCAGGAACGUGGAAGAUGACGAAAAACAGGCGGAUAUUAUCACCAUGUUGCUGCACGCCAAGGCCUACAUUGAGGCGCGAGACCACAACGGCUGCACUGCCCUGAUGUUCGCCGUGGCCAAUGGCAACGAGGCUAUCACUCGACGUUUGAUCCUGGCACAAGCCAAUGUGAACAACUUUGACUACGAGAACCACAGUUGCCUCAACUACGCCCUGCAGUUCAAUCAGACCAAACUCGUGGGUUUGCUGAAGAAGGCUGGAGCCAUGGACAAGCUGAGCUUGGACGAUGAGGACGAGGAAGAGGAUGAUGGUGCCGCAUCCAUGUCACCCUCGGCGUCGCCCAGUCGCUUGCAGUUGCCCCGUGGAUUGCCCGACUGCGAGACGAGUUCUUGUGCCGAGAGCUUGUCGACAGAGGCACCUGAGACGUCACCGCUGUCGGCCGCGACGGGUGGAGCAGACUCGCCCGAGGUGAAGAAAAAGAAGAAGAAAGUCAAGGAGGAGGGCGAGGCGAGUCCUGAUGCUGUCAAAAAGAAGAAAAAGGCAACCGCUGAUGGCGAGAAGGCCGAGAAAGGAACCAAGAAGAAGAAGGUGAAGAGUCAAGGCUUAGGUGAGAAGGGCCUCAUGGAGGCAGUAGCCGUACAGGAUGAAGGAGCGAUCACCGUGAAGGAGGAGCAUCGGCCUGCGGCCUUGGGCGGCCUUGGAUAUCCAUUU